Molecule: messenger RNA, 3048 nt
Organism: Entamoeba invadens IP1
Lineage: Eukaryota; Evosea; Mastigamoebida; Endamoebidae
Product: leucine-rich repeat-containing protein C10orf80, putative
Exons: 1
Coding region: 1-3048 (1015 amino acids)
Molecular function (GO): protein binding
Source: RefSeq, a predicted model, not a curated record
AUGACGAUGUUAAUAGUUAAAGCGAAAUGCAGUGUACAGUCGAAGUCGCCCCUGAAAUUAUCAUACAUGGAAGGUGACAGUAUAAAAGUGAUAGAUCGCAUGUCCAAUGGUAUUUGGAAGGGACAAAUUCAAGACCAAAGUGGGUUGUUUCAUGUAUCUACAGUAGAUGUUCCCAUAAUAGAAAAAGUAGUUAUGAACUAUGAUUUCUUAACUGGAGAUUCCACGUGUAUGAAAGCCAAAGCUGGCGAAGUGUUAACUGUGAUAGAAAAGAGUGUUCGUAUUGGGUGGUUAUAUUGCCUACGUGGGUAUGAGACAGGAUACAUCCCACAAAAUUUCACAUCGACAGUUAAAGAAGACCCAUCAUCGGAAGCGUCAACAACUCAACCACAAAAACCACAGAACUUGCCGUGUUUAGUAUCAGUGAAGUACAUAUACCAACCAAAAAGUACUAAAGAAUUAUCAUUAGUCCCUGGAGAUGAAGUCGAAGUCAUUUCUUGUGAGAAUCAGUGGUGGUAUGGGCGUAAAGGGAAUUCAUUUGGGUACUUCCCUGGAGAGUAUUGUCAAGUCAUAGGAGGAAUUAACAAAGAGGUCAAAAGUGAAGGAAUUGUUUUGUUUGACUAUGUUGGAAAAAAUCCGCACGAAUUAACUGCUGAGGUUGGAGACAUUUUCUAUGUCGAAAGAUUUGUGGGGAGUUGGGCUCUUGUGUAUGUGAAUGAAGAGAAGUACGUCUUCCCGUCGAACUUCUUGUCUUUGUUGACCGAGUCCGACAAAAAGAUUAAACAAGAGACUGCUGUCACGUUGGACGACUUCUGUGGAGGGUCCUUAGGACUUUUAGCUGUUCGACAGAGUGAACUUCUUGUAGUCUUGUCGAAUGAAGCGAAUGGGAUGUCGAAAUGUUUUAAAGGCGAACAAACGGGGUUAGUUCCCACUUCCAAUUUAAUGACCAUUAAAGAUGGCCAAGACUAUUUGAUAGUCGAAAGAACGUUUCAAGCGAGAAAUCAGAAUGAAAUGACUAUUAUAGCCAAUCAAGCGUGGAUUGUGAUGAAAAUAGUCGAUGAAAAUUGGAUCAUUGGAAAGCGGUCGGGGGUCGAAGGCUUUGUCCCCCGUAGUUUUGUGAAGAUCCAAAAGUUUGUGAAACCAUAUAGAAAGGAAUACACCGAGGGCAUCGCACAUAUUAAAACACAAACCCUUGCGAGGAAGAACGGAAAUACACAGGCGCCAGUGGAACAGAAAAAUUUCUUCAAAAAAGAGGAAAGAGUCCAGAAAAAGGGAUUCUUCACACAACGAAAGAGAAAAGGAAAGCCCGAGGUCGAAAUCACUAAAGAAGUCUAUGAAGAGAAGAAACAAGUCAUUUUGAGGGAGUCAAUGACGCCGAAGAAAUCGUUCAAAAGUGCGGCGGCUAAAGCAGUUAAAGCUGUUGAGGAGAAAAGUAAAGAAGACGAAGUGUCGAAACAACAAACUCAAAUGCAACAAGAAGAGAAAGUGGUUACACCAACUAUCUCUUCUGGCGAAGACAAAAUUCAAGAAGAAAUGAAAGAGGAAGUAAAGCCAACACCACAAGAUAUACAAAAAGUUGAACAACAUAUUGAAGAGACACCUCAAGAAGAAAAGCAUGGGGAAGUCGGUGUUAUUGCUCAAGAGGAAGUGAAAACUCAAGAGGAACCAAAAGAAGAAAUUAAAAAAGAAGUUGUGGAGGAAGUGAAAGCUGAAGAGUCAUCUGUUGUUCAACAAAAAGGUGAACAACUCAUUGAAGAGACACUUCAAGAAGAAAAAGAAGAGGAAGUCGCUGCUUUACAGGAAGAAGUGAAAAUUGAGACUCAAGAAGAACAAAAAGAAGAAAUUAAAGAAGAACAACAGACAGUUGCACUCGAACAAACACAACAAAUUGAACAAGAACAAAAGAAAACAGAAGAAGUUGUUGAAGAAGUUCUACACGAUGAACCACAAAACGAAGUCCACAAAGAAAUACAAAAAGAGGAAGAAGUCAAAAAAGAAGAACUACAAGAAGAACUCCCCGUUGAAGAACACAUCGAAGAACAAAAACAAGAAGAGGUGAUUCAACCAAAUGCAGAACAACCACUUGAAGAAGUGGAACAAGUUGAAGUUAAACCAGAAGUUUCAACACAGCAAGAAGAGCCACAAAAGGUCGAAGAACAUCAUGAAAUUGAAGAACCAAUGGUUGUCGAACAACUGAGUUCCCCACAAAGUACUGAACCAAUAGUUAAAAUAGAAGAGAAAGCGGAGGAAAAGUCCGAAGAUAAAAUUUCUGAAGCAUCACAAGAGGAAGAAGAGAAUCUAACACAACGCAAAGACUCGAUUAACGUCUUGAAAUGGUGUCCAAUAGAACCACACCAGAACCAAGAAGCAGGGAUGCAGACUAUUAAUGAAACAUAUGAAGAAGACUAUAUCGACGAAGAGAAGGAGAAGAUGGCCGAAGAGCUUGAGAUGACCAAACUUGAGUUGGACAAGACAAAGCGGGAGAGAGACUUUUUGCAGCGAACCAUUGACGACGACAAAAAGGAAGUCGACGAAAUUAGACAACAACACGAGAAGGACAUCACACUUGUCGCGUCACUCCAACAAACAAUUCAACAACAACAGAACCAAAUUGCAGAACUGCAAAGAAAGAAACAAGUCGAAGUGAAAGAGUCUGAAAAGGAUAAGGUCCCACCAGCACUGGAGGAAGACGAGGUCAUCACUACACUCAAAAUCCGAGUCGAAGAACUCGAGAAGCGUGUCGCAGAAGAGAAAAAGGCGAGAAUUGAAGGCGCCGAAGUCAUCAAGAUGAUGCAAGCGGCUCAAUGUGAAGGAGUCAGUCAAGUUGAAAUUGACGACUUUAAGAAAGAUGUCGAGGAACGUGUCGCUGGGUUACAGAGUCGAAUCAAGAUUUUGGCGGCUGAAAACGAAAAAUUGAGAAAGGACUCUUCUGGCAAGCGACUGUUAACAAUCAAAAAAGAGGCUACCGACAAACUGACUGGGUAUAAAGAUGAACUCACGGUCAUGAAGAGAAGACUUAAUAUGGUCAUCCAGUCCAUGGGCACUAAAUGA